UCACAUAAAGCACAUGUGGGAGGCACCCAAGGGGGUGAAUGUGGGACUGGCUGAUUUUUGGGGGUGUUGUUACUGGCUGGUAACCCAACUCCUGAGUGCAGUACUGAGAAGAGACAGCGCAGAGAAGAAGUGAAAACAUAAAGUGUGGCAUGACUGUUUCAGGGACAGAGGUGUGACUAUAAUAAAGAGGUGGGGGGGAAGAGAGAGUGAGAGUGAGAGAGGCACAGGCGGGUUCAGCAAGAGAGACAGGUGUGUCCUAUGCACAGGAAGAAGAGACAGCGGUGAUAGAGGAAGAGAAGCUGUGACAGAGAUACAGUCGAAAGUGUCUGUCGGAGAGAUCACCCCUGGCACCCAGAGACAUCUGCCUGGCAUACUCCCUGUGAGAGCCCCUAGCGUUACAAGAUGAGUUGGCUGCACCAGGAUUCGGAGGUGUAUAAGAUGCUGCAGGGGAACCAGGAGAACAGGACGUCCCCACGACAGUCCAACAGCUUCAAACUUCUGCAGGAGGCGCUGGAGAGUGACCCUGACGGAGUUAUUUCAAUGCCAACCAAGUUUUCGCCCACUAUUCAGAAACAAAGCUCCAUCUCCAACAACCAAUCACCAGUUCCUCAGAAUCGUCCUACUAACAGCCCCUCAGCCUCGCUACGGACUUGUGAGAAAUGCAACAUGACCAUCAGUGAGGUGGCGGUGAAGAUCUCAGAGGGUCGCUACCGUCACCCUGGAUGCUACGUCUGUACAGACUGCGGCAUGAACUUACGUAUGAGGGGGCAUUUCUGGGCAGGGGACCAGCUGGUAUGUGAAAAGCAUGCCCGUGCCAGGCACCAUACACCUAUGGGAUCCCUGCGCUCAUAAGUGGCAUGUGGACAUUCUUAAAGGGGAACUAAAGGCCAGCGCAUUGUCAAGUAUGCAUUGCCUAGGUCUGUGGCAUGCUAAACCCGCUUCUUGGCUUCCAAGUUGAUAUGUUCUGCCCUCCGCUCCUUGCUGUGUGUUGAUUCAUGCAUAUGCAGAGGGGCAUGUACCACGGGCACGAUCACUUGCAGGGUCCAUUGGAACGUAUAUACUAGAGCAUUGGUUCAUAUAAAGAUGAAAUACUGCAGAAGCCCUUGAGAACUAUUCACUUCUGGCCUUUAGUUCUCCUUUAAAGGAUAAGUAAACCUUUAAAAUAAGUGAAUAUAAAAUUGACGAGGGUGCUA
This is a messenger RNA of Xenopus laevis (African clawed frog), 1193 nucleotides long. RefSeq names its product PDZ and LIM domain 2 (mystique) L homeolog (gene pdlim2.L). Gene Ontology annotation, molecular function: muscle alpha-actinin binding; actin binding. The transcript has 4 exons. NCBI's taxonomy places the organism in Eukaryota, Metazoa, Chordata, Amphibia, Anura, Pipidae. The coding region runs from base 403 to 852 and encodes 149 amino acids. The record is from RefSeq and is a predicted model, not a curated record. Gene Ontology annotation, cellular component: filamentous actin; stress fiber; adherens junction. Gene Ontology annotation, biological process: actin cytoskeleton organization; muscle structure development; heart development.